This is a messenger RNA of Aspergillus viridinutans, 1287 nucleotides long. Its product is annotated as BCS1 and AAA domain-containing protein. Gene Ontology annotation, molecular function: ATP binding; ATP hydrolysis activity. Gene Ontology annotation, cellular component: mitochondrial inner membrane. The record is from RefSeq and is a predicted model, not a curated record. The transcript has a single exon. NCBI's taxonomy places the organism in Eukaryota, Fungi, Ascomycota, Eurotiomycetes, Eurotiales, Aspergillaceae. Gene Ontology annotation, biological process: protein insertion into mitochondrial inner membrane from matrix; mitochondrial respiratory chain complex III assembly. Bases 1 to 1287 code for a protein of 428 amino acids.
AUGGCUGUGCCGAACAUGGCCUCAUAUUUGGACCACAACAUCAGCAACAGUAGCAGAAAUGCCACCACCAUCGACACGGCUGUCCUGGACGCCUUUAUACCGGGCUACUCUGUCCUCUCUCGUUUUCUGGUCUCCUACCUCCAGAUCGACCUAUCGUACUACCUGCCCUUCCUUGUGAUGGCAGCGGCAGCUACCGCCUCCCUGCGCUACAGCGUUAAAAAAAUCGUCCGCCUGCUGGGGGAACACUUCACCUCGACGGCGGAGAUCCGCCUCGACGACGAAAUCUAUAAUUAUCUUAUGUUCUGGAUGGCGCAGCAGCCGUUCACGAAGCGGACGACGCAUUUCGUCGCGGGGACGAAGAUCAGCAGCGGGAUGCGGUACUGGGAUUCCGAUAACGGCGAGGGGUCGGAUGAUGAGGACAUCGGCGAGGACGACGGCCCCGACAACAGCGACAUGCUGGCCAACUUCGAUCGGUACUGGCAAAAGGUCAUCAGCAAGGACAAGUACCGCACGCUGCGGUUCACGCCCGCCGAAGGGACGCAUUACUUCUGGUACAAGGGACGCCCCCUCGCGUUCAUCCGGGAGCGCGAGGAGAACAACGGCGGCGUGAGCCUGCGGUGGGUGCCGGAACGGCUGUACCUGUCGUGUCUGGGGCGGGACCCGGGCAUCCUCAAGGACCUGUUGGCCGACGCGCAGCGGGCGUAUGUGGCGCGCGACGGGAACAGGACGAUCAUCUACCGCGGGCAGAAGAGCGGGGUGGACGGCUUCGACUGGGUGCGGUGCAUGGCGCGGCCGCCGCGGCCGCUGUCGACGGUGGUGCUGGACGAGGCGCAGAAGCAGGCGUUCAUCGACGAUAUCAAGGAGUAUCUGCAUCCGAGGACGAGGCGGUGGUAUUCGAAUCGCGGCAUCCCGUACCGCCGGGGGUACCUGUUGCACGGCCCGCCGGGCACGGGCAAGACGAGUCUGUGUUUUGCGGCGAGCGGGCUGCUGGGCUUGACGCUGUAUCUGCUCAGUCUGAACUCGAAGAGUCUCGAUGAGGACAGUCUGAUGUCGCUGUUCUCGGAGCUGCCGCGGCGGUGUAUCGUGCUGCUCGAGGACGUCGACAGCGCAGGGAUCACGCAGAAGCGCGCGGAGGAUGACUCCACGGCGUCGGCCGUGCUCGUGGAAAAGGGCAAGUCCAGCACUGAGGAGAAGGAGCCCGAAACGACCACCAACAAGGGCGUUUCGCUCUCGGGCUUGCUCAAUGUCAUGACGGAGUCGCCGCCAGCGAGGGCCGGAUCCUCAUAA